AUGGAUCAAAAGAGGCCUGAAGCAAAAGAAGUCCAAAUUGAACUGAAGUCCAUUCGAAGGGUGCAGGGCGACCCUCCUAGCUACGACGGUGCCGGAAGCUGUCCGCGGGGUCGGGACAAUCCGGCGUACGACGCCAAAGACGGCACAUGGGAGGGUCGGCAAUCGACGGGAGCACAUAUGAACGACGUUUCUGUUGAAAUUUUGCAGGCGAAUGGAAUCAGAAAGAGGGGAUCCCCGGACGAGGUCACGCACGCUGUCCCGAAGGGGGACGGGAUGAAGCUCGAAUUCGACCUUGAUCAGUACGAGGAAAGUUCCGAUGAUGAAGAAGACGAGUACGACCACAAGCUGGCCCGAGCGGUGGGGACUGCACAGAGAGCAAUCUGGAACUACUUCCGGAUGAAUAAGAUUGUGUUCUGGAUCGUGGUGGCCGUCGUGCUGACGAUGCUAUACACGGCAUACUUCCUCUACGCUAUUAUCAAGUUCUUCGACAAGAGCGACGAGGAAAUGGUGCGCCUGCUCUGGUUCACGGUCUUCGUCGCGUGCUUUGCGGCCGCCAAGAUCUCCUGGGACAAAUCUCUGGAGCGGAAUUGGGACAGCGCGCGCAUGUCCGAGAAAAUCCGAGAGCGCUUUGAGCGGCUUCCGCACCAUGACAAAGUUGGAACAAUAGUCUACUGGUUCCUCGUGAUAGGCACUACCGUGUUCUUUAUUAUCUUCGUUAUCGUCGACAUCGCCAUAGACCACCCCGACAAUCUCAGAUCCGCCUUCGGCAUGGCCGUGUUUGUACUGCUGUUUUAUAUCUUCUCUUACAAACCGUCCAAGGUUCAGUUCCGGCCGGUGUUCUGGGGCCUGGCGCUCCAGUUCUAUUUCGCCCUCCUUAUCCUUCGUACCACGUGGGGCUACAACGCGUUCGAUUGGCUCGGCAAGCGCGUGAGCGAGUUCCUGGCCCACACGGACGCCGGCUCCAUCUUCGUGUUCGGCGAGGCGUAUACGAUGCACUUCUUUGCAUUGAAGGUGUUGACCGUCAUCAUAUUCUUCAGUUCCUUCAUUUCGAUGCUCUACUAUGCAGGGGUCAUGCAGUUCGUCAUUAGGCAUAUCGCCCGCUUCCUCGCUUUCUGCCUCGGCACCUCGCCAACGGAGAGUUUGAAUGCGGCGGGAAAUAUUUUCAUUGGUCAGAGUGAAGCCCCUUUGAUGAUCCGGCCGUUCCUCAAGGAGAUGACGCGCUCCGAGAUACACGCCGUGUGCACCGGUGGGUUCGCCACCAUCGCUGGGUCCGUCAUGGCGGCUUAUAUACUAAUGGGGGUUUCUCCGAACCAUCUGUUGUCGGCGUCCGUGAUGAGUGCCCCGGCCGCCCUCGCAAUGGCAAAGCUCUUCUGGCCGGAAACCAAGAAGAGCAAAGCCAAUGCCGACGCCGUUUACAACAUGGCCAGGGGCACUGAACACAACAUCAUCGAGGCGGCUAGUAACGGCGCCUCAAUCUCCAUCAAACUGAUCUCCAACGUCGCCGUGAAUCUGAUCGCCUUCAUCGCCAUACUCAACUUUGUCAACGAGACGCUCAGAUGGUUCGGCAAGCGAGUCCACAUGACCGAUCCAGAACUUACCUUCUCCUUGGUGUGCUCGUACCUGUUCUACCCGAUCCCCUGGUUGAUGGGCUGCGACACAGGUGACGUGUUCAAGGUCGCUAGUCUCAUUGGUACCAAGACAUUUCUCAACGAGUUCGUCGCCUACAAAGAACUCAGUGUGUACAUCAAAAACCGAGCUGUCCUCGAUAAAUACGCAGCAAACCCCAACGCCACCUGGAGUUACAUUAGUGACGGCAUAACGCUCGGUAACGGCACGACGCUAGCUGGAGGCAUUAUAUCGGAUCGCUCGACAGUUAUCGCCACGUACGCCUUAUGUGGGUUCUCUAACCUGACCUCUAUAGGGAUCAUGAUAGGGGCUUUAGGGGCAAUGGCCCCUAACCGAAAGAAGGACAUUACCAAGGUCGUAGUGAGGGCCAUGAUAGCCGGAAAUGUGGCGUGCUUUAUGACCGCGUGCAUUGCAGGUCUGUUGUAUAAAUCCGACAUGUAAACCGCCAUACCAAUGCAUUUGCCACGUGGAAUCGACGCCUUCAUCGACGGGCAUUUCUAGUAUUGGCUGCUAGUUUUACGUCAAAUUAGAUUAUGCAC
Dreissena polymorpha is the source of this 2165-nucleotide messenger RNA. Its product is annotated as solute carrier family 28 member 3-like. The transcript is spliced from 13 exons. Gene Ontology annotation, cellular component: membrane. Bases 1 to 2067 code for a protein of 688 amino acids. Gene Ontology annotation, biological process: nucleoside transmembrane transport. The record is from RefSeq and is a predicted model, not a curated record. Gene Ontology annotation, molecular function: nucleoside:sodium symporter activity. NCBI's taxonomy places the organism in Eukaryota, Metazoa, Mollusca, Bivalvia, Myida, Dreissenidae.